Messenger RNA from Pseudophryne corroboree (corroboree frog), 3437 nucleotides. RefSeq names its product peroxisomal membrane protein 4 (gene PXMP4). Gene Ontology annotation, cellular component: peroxisomal membrane. Bases 76 to 720 code for a protein of 214 amino acids. NCBI's taxonomy places the organism in Eukaryota, Metazoa, Chordata, Amphibia, Anura, Myobatrachidae. The record is from RefSeq and is a predicted model, not a curated record. The transcript has 4 exons.
GCUGGCUGGCACCUGUGCGAGGCGUAGACAUGCGGAAGUGUCAGGCAGCUGUGUCCGGGCAGCCGCAGCAGCAGGAUGGCGGCGUCUGUGUUACCCCGAUCUCUGCUGCGCGCCGUGAACGAGCUGCUGAAGAAGAAGCGGUACCGCGCUGCCCUGGCUGUCAUCAAAGGAUUCCGCAACGGAGCAGUAUAUGGAGCUAAGAUUCGAGCCCCACAUGCACUGGUGAUGACAUUCCUGUUUAAGAGUGGAGGUUUGAAAGAUAAGUUAAAAGCCAUCUUCGAAGCAACAUUCACCCAUUCACGGAAUCUAGCUUAUUUCGUCUUCACGUAUAAGAGUCUCUUGGCCGCUCAAGAGAAGAUAUAUGGAAGCAAAUGGCAGUUUCACUCCUUCGUGGCAGCUUGUGUGGGAGGAUGGCUGGUAUUUGGAGAGAAUAAUAACAUCAAUAGCCAGAUCAAUAUGUACUUGCUGUCUCGAGUCCUUUUUGGUCUGUCUCGGUUGGCAGUAGAAAAAGGAUAUAUCCCCCAGCCUAAGCAAGAUGUGUUCCCGUUCUUUUCUGCCAUAGUGUGGGGAUUUGUGCUUUGGCUGUUUGAAUAUCACAGACACACGCUUCAGCCCUCAUUGCAGUCCUCGAUGACUUAUCUGUAUGAUGACAGCAACAUCUGGCAUGACAUCUCUGAUUUCUUGAUAUACAACAAAUCCAAACCUGCAGAGGCAAAAUAACAAAACGCUCUACAGUACAGCCUUUAUGCACAGAAGAAUGUACCUUUUUAAUGAUGGGGAUUGGAGAGUUAGACCCCUUUAUUCUUGAAUUACUACAAUGUAAUGUCUAAACAUAGCCACACACCGACCAGUACUGCAGAUUGACCCAAGAAUGGAUCAACUGGAUUAUAAAUUGGUUUGGUCAUAUGGGACAAGAUUCAUUCCUUUUCUAUCUUGGGUCAAGCAGCUUGAUUAAUUCCUGCUUCAUUUUUGCAAUUGGAAGAUGACUACAUACCUAGUCCUAUAGUGAUCUUCUGACCUCAUUUGUGCAGUAUUGAGAAGAUCCUCCAUUCUGGUCAUUUUAAGGCCCCAUACAUUAUUCAAUAUUAGUUGUUUUUUCCCCCCACUAUAGGCCACAUGGGAAACAUGGAUGGCCAUCUUAACCAUAACAUUAAUAUAUGGGUGUAAUACCAGAUGGCAGUAUUUAAUUUGAUUUAGAUUUUUAUAUUUGUAACACUACUGUUCUAGGUUUCUAUUUCCUACAAGUUACUAAAGUAGUCAUUGCUACCAUCCCAAGCAUUAAAUGGUAUUUGGUCUGAUAAUCUAUCGAUUGUUUUGUGCCUGUGAAGCUGUCUUAGAUGUAUUUACGCAAUGCCCUGUAAGUUGGAACUGUUAAUUUCCUUAAUUUAUAAAAGUCAUUUUUUUUUAUUUAUUUUUAAUCAAUUUCUCAGCUGAUUAUGUAAAUUGCUUGUAUGAACCAGGUAAACCUACAAAUAUUACGUCUCCAUGUUCUUGUGUCCUGAUAGUUGUCCACAUGGGAAGAAUACUCGCACUUCUUUCCAAAUGGAAUACAACACAAGUAUAUUGCCAGGUAAAUACUGGUAGCUAGGGAUCUUAUGAUCCAUGCCUCUCAAUUUGUCCACAUAGAAAGCAAUGAAUGACACAUCAUUGUCUAUAUCAUUUUUUCAACGUUCUAGUGAGUAGAACUAAUAUUAUAAUUUCAGCUUACUGCUUCUGAUAAAUUUAAAGAGAGAUAAUUUAAUGAAAGAAAAUGAUUGCUCUCUUUUUACAGCACGUUAAUGCUGUUUGCACUCAUUCUUCAAAUAUGCAUUAAUGAACAUAUUAAAUACAUUUUAAAUGUAUACAAGAAAUUACAUGCAAAAGUGAUUAUUGCAGAGUGCAUGCAAAGAUCACACUCAUUUUAACUGUUCUGCAAAGGACAAGGAAUACAGGGGGGUAAUUCAGAUCUGAUCGCCGCUGUGCGUUUUCGCACAGUGGACGAUCAGGUACUAAAUGCGCAUGCAUAUGCACCGCAAUGCGCGCACGUGUCGGACAACAACAAAGGGCAUCGCUGGUUAGCGGCGGGAUGGUGCGAAAAAUCCGUUCGCAAGGUGAUUGAGAGGAGGUAGCCGUGUGUGGGUGGUAAUUGACCGUUUUCUGGCAGUGUUUGGAAAAACGCAGGUGUGCCCAAGCGGUUUCAGGGAGUGUGUCUGACGUCUGAUCUGGCCACGAUCAGCUUGAUGUAAUCGCACUGGAUUAGUAAGGUCUGGGCUGCGCAGAGACUGCACACACAUAGCAUCGCACACUUGCACGGCGAAAAUACACUCCCCUGUAGGCGGCGACUAUCUGAACGCAGGACAGCAAAAAAUGCAGUCCAGCUGAAUUACCCCCACAGUCCAUGAUACAGCCCAUUACUAUUACUUAAUGGGGGUAAUUCCAAGUUGAUCGCAGCAGGACAUUUUAUUGCAGUUGGGCAAAACCAUGUGCACUGCAGGGGAGGCAGAUAUAACAUGUGCAGAGAGAGUUAGAUUUGGGUGGGGUGUGUUCAAUCUGCAAUCUAAAUUGCAGUGUAAAAAUAAAGCAGACAGUAUUUACCCUGCACAGAAACAAAAUAACCGACCCAAAUCUAACUCUCUCUGCACAUGUUAUAUCUGCCUCCCCUGCAGUGCACAUGGUUUUGCCCAACUGCUAACAAAGUUCCUGCUGCAAUCAACUCAGAAUUACCGCCAAUGUCUGUUCUUUAAGCAAUAAGUGGGGAAACAGUCUGAGGCCCACAAUGCAUGAUAGGGUUUUUAUUUGUACUCUACCUGGUAAUAUACACGUUGCCUAAGGAAGUUUUAGAUAGAAUUGAUUUAAUAUCCCACGCAAUUGUAUCUAAAAAAACACUUCUGAGCUAUCACUUCUAUAGUUUGUUUUAUAAUGAAUUUAAAUUGUAAAUAUGCAGUAUUAAGUUAAUAAUUUUUUUAAUAAAUUGAAGCAUUAUAAUGAAAAUGUUCUGUGUUUUUGUUUUUAGAGCAGUAACGUGCACAGCAAAAUACAACAUGGGAACUUAUCUAAAAAUAUAGCAGAAAAAGAGGAGGGAAAGUGGGUAAUGCUGGGGUGGGGUACACACCUAUGCAAUCAUCUGAUCCUGAUCGGCCCAGUGUUUAUACAGGAGCGAUGCAAAAACAUUGGCCAAUAAACCGCUUAAAACGCUUCUGCCACUGUCUGAUCGGGAGCUCACAUCUUACGUGCAGUUUAAUAUUUUAUCUGCCGACCUCCCUAUCCCAUAGAAGAACAUUCAAAACUGGCUACACUCCUGAUUAUACAAACAAGGAGAAGUGGCUGCGCUGGAUUUCAGAAAUACAUAUGAUGUGAUCAGUAGAGAGAGCCAACGUGUCAAUUACAAGAUAUCGGAUUUAUUAAAACAUUAACAGUGUACUGAAUAAAAAGCAAUAAACAUGAAAAUUCCUCAAUAA